GCAUCGCGGUAGGUGCCACCGGAAACACUCGUUGUGACCCUUCGUUGCAGGCGGAAAAAAAGGCUCAAAAGGAUCCCGAAAGCGUCAAACGCACGUUGCAGUUCAAGAAGAAAUAACAAUAAAGCAAAUAACUCUUACGAACAAGUCAAGGAAAAGCUUUGAAACAUGUCCAUCGGUGUACCAAUCAAGGUCCUGCAUGAGGCAGAGGGUCACAUUGUGACCUGUGAGACCAACACUGGAGAGGUGUACAGGGGCAAGCUGAUAGAAGCAGAGGACAAUAUGAACUGCCAGAUGUCCAACAUCACCGUGACCUACCGCGAUGGCCGGGUUGCACAAUUGGAACAGGUCUACAUUCGCGGCAGCAAGAUCCGCUUUUUGAUCCUACCGGACAUGUUAAAGAAUGCUCCGAUGUUAAAGAGUAUGAAGAACAAGAACCAAGGCUCUGGGGCAGGAAGAGGAAAGGCAGCUAUUCUUAAAGCACAAGUGGCUGCAAGAGGACGAGGUCGUGGUGGAAUGGGGAGAGGCAACAUUUUCCAGAAGAGACGAUAACUUAUUUUGUUUUAAAUUUCAUUGUUUGAUGUCAUCUUUUGGAUUUACUAUGCUUUGGUUUACUUUGCAGUCUUUUGCUCUACAAUUUAUCACUGUUUUUAUUUUGUAUGAAAUAAACAGAUUUCAGCUCA
Molecule: messenger RNA, 680 nt
Organism: Nothobranchius furzeri (turquoise killifish)
Lineage: Eukaryota; Metazoa; Chordata; Actinopteri; Cyprinodontiformes; Nothobranchiidae
Gene: snrpd3l
Product: small nuclear ribonucleoprotein D3 polypeptide, like
Biological process (GO): RNA processing; spliceosomal snRNP assembly
Cellular component (GO): U4 snRNP; U5 snRNP; catalytic step 2 spliceosome
Molecular function (GO): RNA binding
Source: RefSeq, a predicted model, not a curated record